Talpa occidentalis (Iberian mole) is the source of this 8374-nucleotide messenger RNA. RefSeq names its product zinc finger and BTB domain containing 1 (gene ZBTB1). Gene Ontology annotation, molecular function: protein binding. The transcript has 2 exons. The record is from RefSeq and is a predicted model, not a curated record. Gene Ontology annotation, biological process: negative regulation of transcription by RNA polymerase II; regulation of cytokine production; regulation of immune system process. NCBI's taxonomy places the organism in Eukaryota, Metazoa, Chordata, Mammalia, Eulipotyphla, Talpidae. The coding region runs from base 387 to 2525 and encodes 712 amino acids.
AAACUUGUUGCAACAAACAGGCGACCGCGGGUGCCCCUAGCAGCCAGCGGCGGAGUGGGUGGGCGGGCGAGAGGGAGGGGAAGGCUGGCGGACGCCGCAGCGAACUGGUGGGCAGACCCGGAGUCGCCGCGUAAGCGGGGCCGGCUCAGUGCGGUGCGGCAGGCGCGGCUGUGCGGCAGCGGAAGUCCUUUGUUGCAGCGCAGUCCCUGGCAGAGCCGGAGCCUCUCCGCGCAGCCCAGCCCGAGCGCCGAGCGCCGCGCGCCGCCGCCACUGCAGCCCGCGGCCCCUUCGCCUCCGCCCGCCUUUCCCGCGGCUCCUUUGCCUUAAACUCCCUAAAACCUCCGCAGCCCGGGUCCCCGCGGCGGCCGGUCUCUAAUUAAUAGAAGAUGGCAAAGCCCAGCCACAGCAGCUACGUCCUUCAGCAGCUAAACAACCAAAGGGAAUGGGGUUUUCUCUGUGACUGUUGUAUCGCAAUUGAUGACAUUUACUUUCAAGCACACAAAGCAGUUCUAGCUGCCUGUAGCUCCUAUUUUAGAAUGUUUUUCAUGAACCAUCAGCAUAGUACUGCACAACUGAAUCUCAGCAACAUGAAAAUCAGUGCUGAGUGUUUUGAUCUCAUUUUGCAAUUUAUGUAUUUAGGGAAAAUCAUGACGGCUCCCUCCAGUUUUGAGCAAUUUAAAGUGGCUAUGAACUACCUACAGCUAUACAAUGUUCCUGACUGUUUAGAAGACAUACAAGAUGCAGAUUGUUCUAGUUCAAAAUGUUCCUCUUCUGCUUCUAGCAAACAGAACAGCAAAAUGAUAUUUGGGGUAAGAAUGUAUGAAGAUACUGUGGCUAGAAAUGGCAGUGAAGCCAACAGGUGGUGUGCAGAGCCAAGUUCAACAGUAAAUACACCACACAAUAGAGAGCCUGAUGAAGAGUCUUUACAAUUAGGUAAUUUUCCUGAACCACUAUUUGAUGUAUGUAAAAAAAGUUCCGUGUCCAAAUUAUCUACUCCAAAAGAACGUGUGUCACGACGCUUUGGACGGAGUUUUACUUGUGAUAGUUGUGGUUUUGGCUUUAGCUGUGAGAAAUUAUUAGACGAGCAUGUGCUAACCUGUACUAACAGACAUUCAUACCAAAACACAAGGUCUUACCACAGAAUAGUAGAUAUUAGAGAUGGAAAAGACAGUAAUAUCAAAGCUGAGUUUGGUGAAAAGGAUUCUUCUAAAACAUUUUCUGCACAGACGGACAAAUACAGAGGAGACCCAAGUCAGGCUGCUGAUGAUUCAGCUUCAACCACUGGAAGCAGAAAAAGCACGGUAGAGUCUGAACUAGGAAGUGAAGAAAAAAGCAGAGCAGCAGAGAGAAAAAGAAUCAUCAUCAAGAUGGAGCCAGAAGAUAUUCCUACCGAUGAACUGAAAGAUUUUAACAUUAUUAAAGUGGCUGAUAAGGACUGUAACGAAUCCACUGACAAUGAUGAUUUAGAAGAUGAACCUGAAGAGCCAUUUUAUAGAUACUAUGUUGAAGAAGAUGUCAGUAUUAAAAAAAGUGGCAGGAAAAGUCUGAAACCAAGGAUGUCGAUAAAUGCUGAUGAAAGAGGAGGUCUAGAAAACAUGCGGCCCCCUAACAACAGCAGUCCUGUACAAGAGGACGCUGAAAAUGCAUCUUGUGAGCUGUGUGGACUCACUAUUACAGAAGAGGACCUUUCGUCUCACUACUUAGCCAAACACAUUGAAAAUAUCUGUGCAUGUGGUAAAUGUGGACAAAUACUUGUUAAGGGUAGACAGCUUCAGGAACACGCUCAGAGAUGUGGAGAACCCCAAGAUCUGACCAUGAAUGGGCUAGGGAAUACUGAGGAGAAGAUGGAGAUGGAGGAGAAUCCUGAUGAGCAGUCUGAAAUUAGAGACAUGUUUGUAGAAAUGUUGGAUGACUUUAGGGACAAUCAUUUCCAGAUGAACAGUAUGCAAAAGAAGCAGUUAUUUAAACAUUCUGCUUGUCCUUUUCGAUGUCCUAAUUGUGGCCAGCGUUUUGAAACAGAAAAUCUAGUGGUCGAGCAUAUGUCUGGCUGCCUAGACCAAGAUAUGUUUAAGAGUGCCAUCAUGGAAGAAAAUGAAAGAGAUCACAGGCGAAAGCAUUUUUGUAAUCUGUGUGGAAAAGGGUUCUAUCAGCGAUGUCACUUGAGAGAACACUAUACUGUUCAUACUAAGGAGAAACAGUUUGUUUGUCAGACAUGUGGAAAGCAGUUUUUAAGAGAACGUCAGUUGCGACUGCACAAUGAUAUGCACAAAGGCAUGGCCAGGUAUGUCUGUUCCAUUUGUGAUCAAGGAAACUUCAGAAAACAUGACCAUGUACGGCAUAUGAUUUCGCAUUUAUCUGCUGGUGAGACGAUAUGCCAGGUCUGCUUUCAGAUAUUCCCCAAUAAUGAACAGUUGGAACAGCACAUGGAUGUUCAUCUGUAUACAUGUGGAAUAUGUGGAGCAAAAUUUAAUUUGAGGAAAGAUAUGAGAUCACAUUAUAAUGCCAAGCAUUUGAAAAGAACAUAAGUGAUUUUCUACUGUACUAAUGUUUAGUUGAUAGCAGACAAAACACCAAAGCAAAAGAUAUGAGCUAUUUAGAAAUUGUUUUUAUAAGAUGAAUUGUUGGAAACAAUUUCAAGGCCCUUUUAUCUUAAAUAUUUUUGUUUAGGAUCUUAAGUAUCUAUAUCUUAGGUGUUAUUAAACGCUUAUUCUUUUUGUUAUUUCUUAAUAGAAUUCUUUGUUUUUAGUUUGUUUUAGCUAUGAUUAAAAUUACUUUUAAAUGUAGAUUACAAGUGGUUGUUACCCCUUCAAUGACUAUUAAACUUUAGUUUUUUAUCAAUAAGGUGAUGACUUCAAUAUUUCUAAGUGUUUUUUUAGGAUUAUGUGAAAUUUUAAACCCAACAUUGUCCAUUCCUGACUAAUUUUAAAUUUUAAGUAAGUACACACUCCUAUUCACAUUCAACUUUUAUUUUAUUUUUUUAUAUGUUGAACAGUGAUUUAACCACUGUUUAUUCCCCCUGCUCAGUGAAAUUCAUAUUCUUAAGUUGAGAAGCUUAUUAGGCAGGUUAGGUGCAGUGAAUCUAACCUUGAAGGUUGACAUGGGCUCAAACUUAGCCUAAAACAUUGAUGGACCUAAGGAAAUUCCUAUAAAUGAAUAUUUCCUAUAAUUGAUAAAAUAUUAUCAUUUAAUAAUCAUAUUUAAAACUUAUAUUAAGUGUAAAACCCAAUGACUUUACCCUACUUGAGGAAUUAGUGGGGACAAGUCAUUUUGCUUUGUGAUGUUAAAUUUAACUAUGAUAGUUAAUUAAAAGACAUAUCUUGUAUUCAUUUAAAAUAAUUUAAAAUAUUCUGAUUUCUAAAGUGUGUUAGUUUAUCAAUUAUUUUUGUUUAUAAAUAGACUAAUAGCUUUCUAGGAGUAUGACAUCUGAAGCAAACUGAUUUUUCACCUUUAAAAUUACAUACUUUUGGAACUUACUUUGAGACUUGAGAAAGCUGCCGUGUAUACUGAUAAAACUAAUAAAGAAAUCAAUUACAAAUCUGGUUGUUCUAUAAAAGUAGAGUGUGCAAAAAAAUGUCUUGUGUUUUACAUUAUCUGAGAUUUGGAGGAAAUGUGUUGUAGCAAAUUACAGUUUAUCACCAUGUCUUUUUCUUUUUCUAUAAAGGACUACAAAAUUUAAGAACUAUAAAAAAAAAUCACAGAGCAUACAAUGAAAAAGGUUUAUCAUUUUUUAGUGAAGUAGCUGACACACCGUUUACAUAAAUUACAUAUAAAUUAACACACUGGCAAUACUGACCCACCUAUAAGCACAUUUAUUAACUAGAUGCCUUUUAAUAUGAAUGGCUAAAUACCUUUCUCAUAAUGAAAGGGAUUUUAAAUAACUCACUUAGAAGUAUAAUUUUCUGACUAUGAAGAGUAAUUUAAUAGUAUUAAUCUUUGUUUACAUCAGAUUUUUAAAAUAUGCAAUUCAUACUUUUGUAGACAAUGUACAUAAAAGAACAAGUUGCCGAGAAAAUUGACUUACACAGAUUUAGUUGAAAGAGAAGCGUUAGAAAAAUGUGAACUUAGCAAUUUAUGGGGAUACAUUGAAGGUAUUAAGAAUAGAAAUAGUACAGGAGCCAGUACAAUAUUAAAAUGAGAAAGUACAGAUUGGGAGAAACAAACAAGAACAAAAUUGAGAAAUAGAGAAUUAUUUUUAAGAACCCAUGUAGCAGAACAAGCAAAAACAGUGAUUCAUCUUAGUUUUGGAUACAUUAAGUUAUCUGAAAUGCCACUUAAGAUGAGAUAUAUAUACAUUACUAAUGGAAUGAUAAAAGUCCAGUAACCCAAAAACCAGCUACCAAACUAUACAGUAUCUUAGUGUAUUCUUUGGAUUUGUUUUUUUUUUUUCUGAUGGAAAAAAAACCAUCAUGCCAUCCUCAUCAGAAUGUAUUGAAUGGCUUUCCCACUUUUAGGGAACAUAUUUCUUCCUAAAUACUACCUCUUUGUAGAAAGGAUUAUCUAUUCAAAUAGGAAAGGAGGCUUUAAUUUAGUAUUUUGAUAAACAUUAAACAUUAUCACUAGUUUUAGAUAACAGAUGUUUAUAAUUCACAUACCACACCUCACAUUUUCUCUAAGCUGUAAGUCCCUAAUUCUUGCCCUCCAGUGCUGUGAAGGCAAUGAAGACUCUCAGAGAUUAAUAAAGCACACAUAAGUAAAAUGGCUAAUAUUGGGGCCUCCCUAGUGGCCUAUGGGUUAAGUCUCAGUGCUAUCUCCCUAUCAUCACUAAGGCCUGAGUUUAAUCCUUGGUCUGAGUUCGCUCCCUGGCCAGGAAGGUGCCCCACAUGGCACAGCAGACCUCUCCUGUCUCACCCGCUGCUCCCCUCAGCAGUGUAUUUCAGUCAGUCCACCUGUUCUGCUCCCCACUCUGACUUUGGUGAAUCCUCUCACCCCUCACGCCUCUGGCCUAGACCCCAGUUCUUGUAUGCAUAAAUAAAUUUUUUUUAAAAAUAAAAAUUUGAGAAAAAUAUGGGCAAGAUAUAAAAAUUUAAGAAAAUAGACAUUAAAAUUCUCUAGGUGAGAUGAAUAGAUGAGAUGAUUUCUUAGGUUAAAAUAAUUUAAGAUGAUUGAAUUAGAAGUAGAAAAUGCCUCAUAGAACAAUUGUUAUGAACAUACCAAGGAUAUGUCUAGAUAAUAUACCAACUUUGUAUUCUAAAACAGGUGGAAGAGAGGCUGUUGGUGGUUGGGAACUUUCUAUCCAGUUAAACACGUUCUACAUUAGUUAAGAAGCUUCCAUAUUUAAUAGAUCUCUGGAAAAUCCCUUAAAGAACCAGUGUAACAACUAUAAUAUUUAAACAUAAAACUUGUCAUUGUUAGUAAAAUGGUAAGUCAGUACCAACCAAAAGAAAAUCUGAAUGGUAGGUAAACACAUAAUUGAAAUUUGGUGUAUUUUUUAAUUUUUAACAAUUGUAUCAUGAAUUGCAAUUCUUUUUCUUUUGCCAUUAAUCUACUUUGAUCAGUUCCUCAUCUUUCCACCCCACCCUCCCCACCUCCUCUGCGACAAAUGCUUCUCACUGAUAAAUGCCUGUGCUCUGCUGGCAUCCUGCGACUACAACUAGGUUUCCAGGGUACCAAAAAGCUUUGUGGGAACAUGGCCUUGUGGAAUGUCUCCCAUCUCCCUGAUACCUGAGGUGCAGCACAAACUGGGGUGGCAGGAUAAAUUCUAGGGAAUGAAAGUAGUUAUAUUUGGUGUCAAUAAGAACUUGAAGCUGGAAGCAGCACCGAUUUGGAAACCAAUGCCCCAUUCAUCCUAAGGGUCUCGGUUACCUCAGCAUUGCACUCUAUACAUUUUUAAGUACUUUACACAUGUAAUUUUAAUUAAAUUUCACAGCCUUAUGAGGUAAGUAUCUAAUUUUCCAGAUGAGGGACUCAUUUCAGAGAAAUGAGUAUUUUUCCUAAGAUCACACAGAAACUAAAUUAUUAGACUGAUUUCUACAUUCCUGUACUUAGCCACUAAGCUAUAUACUCUACCUACCAAGAAGUACAAAAGAAGGGCCUUUUCAGCCUAGGGACACAUGCAAUAAAACAAUCUGCUUCUUGGUCAUCUGUCAUCUGCUGUGCCUGGUAAGGUAGCUGUUACCUAAUGAACAUGUCAAAUGUGAAAUAUCAGUCAAAUACAAAACUUUACUUGAAAUCGGUCAUUCAGAAUGAUGUUUUAGAAAUAAGUAUUAAAGCUAACAUGUUUUAAUUUUCCUUUAUUUAAACUUAAAACAUUCAGUGGUACUGUCAGCCAUUCCAGGAUGUGACUCCCCCACUGCACCACUUUUUCCCUAUUCCUGGCCUCUUUUAAUCUCCCCCACCAAUGAUCAUUCAUUUCCUUUUAUUGGGCAUGAGACUGAUGAAUAACUGAAAUCAUUUGAAAAUAAAUAUUUCCAAGGAAAACCAGGACCCUAGAAAAACAUGCUGCUGCUUUUUGCUUUAACAGAUGAUGUGGAUAAGAAAAUUUUCAUUUCCUUGGCUAAAAACCAAAAUUCCUAAUUACUAUAUUGUGAUUUAUUUGAUUGAAGUUUAUAGAGCACUAUAAGUUUGCCUAAAAACAAAAGUUGGUUAUUCUAGCCGCUUGUAAUUCAAUUUACCAAAAAUACAAAUUGCUAGUGUAAACUAAACUUUCUUAAACAUGGUUGAGUGGUUUAAGUGAAAUAACUUCCCUCUCGAGUGAAUCUGAUUUUAACUUUUCACAUCAAUUGCCUGAUUUCUAUGCUAAAGGUACCACUGUAAUAAUCUCUAUCAUCUGCCAAGUGUUACUUUUCAAGUAAGAUUAAAAGAAGAUGGUGAAGAUUCCAUGGAUAAUGUCACCAUUUAGGUGGCCCUCAGUCAUUGCCUACUGUCCAACUCAAGGACAUUACUUGGUAACAGGGGUAUAGUCCCAUACAAUAACCAGCUGGAAUUCAACUAUUGAUAGUUAUAAAUUUAUAGCUGGCAAGAAACAAAAAUGCAAGGAUAUAGAAUGUAUCUCUGACUAUUAGUAAAUAUUCAUAUUAAUGACAAUAGUGGCUUGUAAGCUCAUGCUAAUUUUGAACAACAUAUGCAAAUGUUCGGUUGACUUUAAGUUUAAACUUUUUAAAUAUUUUACAUUAAAAAUCCAAGCAUACAGAAUUUAAACUAUUUAAGUUCCUUAUUAUUUUCAGGAGCACCAAACACUGAGGUCCAUUAGUACUGACAUAAUUGUUCAUCCUUUCUAUCAAAAUCCAACACAGAUCACUAGGGGGCAGGAAUUCAUUAUAAUUUCUCAUCCUCUUAUUUCAGCAAGAUUGUGUGAAGAUUACAAUUCAGUAGUUGGUUUACAAGUGAAUAUGUCAGUCAUGAGUGUAAUAAAAUACUGGAAACUCUAGGAUUAAAGGAGAACAAAAGUAUAAAAGACAUGAUUUCACUGUAAGAAAUAUUAAUUUUACAUGAGAAAAUAUACAAAACUUUCUGUAUUUACCUAUUUGAGAAAGAAAUACAGCAGGUUAGACAAUCUAUAAAACUCCUUUUAAACUUUCAGAAGUUACGUUCAUUUUAUUCUUGACCCAACUGCUUAUGCCAACCAAAAUCAGCAACUCAUUUCAGGAUGAGGACUAAACAUCAGGACUAUGAAAGUAAAAUUUUUUCCCAAAUAGAUUAUAUGUUCUCUAAUGUGGGGAGAAAUAUUUUAAGAGAUGAUCUCAAAAAAUUAAAGAUCAUUAUUAUAAGGAUAAAGAUUUGCUAUAAAAAGUAUUCUUAUACCUAGAAUAACGGGCAGAUUAGGAGAGUUAAGAUUCGGAGAGGUUUAAAGAGAUUAGGCGAGGUUUGACAUGAGGGAAAAUUCCUCCUCCGUGUGUACUUUAUUUUCAUUUAAGUAUAUACAACACUUAUUAUUUGAAGAAAACAUUGUGAAUGGCUAAAGGCACUCAGUAAAAAGAAAAUGAACUUUUAAAUUUGUUAGAUUUAGGAUUCAAUCAUACUUGCAAUUAGCUUUAAGUAAGUUACUUUGUACAAUUAUUUUAUUUGAAGGAAAACACUUCUUAACUGUCUUCCCUAAACACUUUGUUUUACCUACUGACCUACCUAUUUUAUGUUGCAUACUUAUGUACCCUCCCCACUCCAGCUUGGAUCAAGCAAGAAAACAGGGUCACAAAAGCUGAAUAGUUAAAUUAGUAGUAAGACCACCUCACAUUUGAAGGGUACAGUAAGUUACACUGGGGAAGAAAUUAAAUAACUUUAAGUUCAACUGAACUAUGCCUUUGAUCCCAUUCCUUGUUCUAUUAACAGCAUGCUGGCAGGGUGCUAUAUACCAUGAAAUUCUAAACUAAGAAUUGUUUUGUCUUGUAGAGCAGUCAACUUGUAAUAUUAUUUUUCUUGAGUUUUGUCUUUUUCUGUG